This is a messenger RNA of Caenorhabditis auriculariae, 4489 nucleotides long. Lineage: Eukaryota; Metazoa; Nematoda; Chromadorea; Rhabditida; Rhabditidae. The record is from the annotation of a GenBank genome assembly.
AUGGACAUGGACCAGAAGCCGUUCGUCGACUACGGCUCUGCCGCCGGCUACUGCUAUCCCAACGCCGACUUCGCCAGAGGCACCGCCGUUUCGCCGUACUUCUACCACACGACCGCCUCGAGCAUGUACGCCGGCAACCAGUACAUGAACUAUCCGCAGGCCGCCGCCAGCUCGCCUGAAGGUUUGUUUUCCGUUUCCUCUUCUUUUUUGACAUUUGAUACUCAAUUUUACUCUGCAAUUUUUAAGCUUUUUGCAAUUCUUUAACAAAACUGUUCGUUCUUCUUCCUUGCCAUCGAAUAAAACUGAUUUCAAAUUCAUAAUCAUCAUAUGAACUGUUUAAGUUUUCUCUGAAUUUGUCACUUUUUGACAGGUUUUGACCUAUUCGUGGUUCUGUCCAAUUUUGAUCUCUUUUUGAACUUCUUCCGUUCUUCUUUUUACUCGUACAAAAUUAACUUUCCAACAUUAGAGUUUGAAGUUUCAUAAAGUUUUCCGCUCUUUCAUAAUUUUCAUCCGCUCGAAACAUCACAUUUUCCUGCGAUAAUUUUUUUCGUCGGGACUAAGAAAGUUUUGUAAUGUUUUUUUUCUUGCGCGAAACGACAUUCUCUCUUCGAAUGUUUCAAGCCGUCGUGCAAAAAAGAGUACAAAAACAUCGUGUUUUUGCUUUUCAAAACAUUUCACAUUGGUUCUCCUUUUUUUGUCUUGAGAAAGCUUUUUUCAAAUAUAUCUGACUUGAUUCGUGCAAAAAUCUUGUUUGUUCAGAUCAAAUGACGACGAAGAUCAUCGAAGGCGGCGAGGUCAAAAUCAACGGCAAAGGGAAAAAAGUGCGAAAGCCGCGAACGAUCUACAACUCCCAGCAGCUGCAGAUGCUGCAGAAGAAGUGAGUUGGGGAGGUGUCAGGAGUGUCAGUCGGUCUCUUCUUUUACUCCGUUUUCCCAAAACAUGCUCUGCACUUUGCCAACGGCACCGAGGCCUUUUCUUUCAACCGUCAUUUCUAACUUAACACUUACUCCAUUUGGGAAACGAGAAUAAUGUAACUUGUUUGUAAAUGUUCUCUUGAAAACGUAAAUGAUACUUUUAGAAAAAUAUUUAAAAAUACUUUUGAAGAAUAUGAGAUAUUCCGUCUACUAAAACAUAUUUUUGAAAAAAAGUAUUUUCCAAGUGUUUUUAAAAGUGUCACUUCUGGUUUCCGAAGGUUCUCAAAAAUACUUGAAAGUAUCUUCGCGCUUCGUCCUUGCUACAAUCUGUUUGCACGUGAGAGCAUCACGAAAAUUAAUUUUUCUCUAUCGAUUGAAAAAUAAUGAAAAAACUUCAUAUUUUCCAAUUUGCUGCCAUACCGAUUGAACGAAAAACACGUCAACUUUGAUGAUUGCCAAAAUUAUGUUGAAAAAAGGUUCAAAUUUUGAACUUUAUGUGAACACUUCAAAUAGAGGUGUUCAUAUUUCAAUCAAAUCCCAAAAUCGUCCAAAAAAUGCUUGAAUAAUAGAAUUUUGUGAAGCAAAUACAAAAAAUUUGUAGCAACUUCUUUGUAGGUCUUCUCGAUAAGUACAUUUCUAGUAAAGGAAUGAGAGGAUACCUUAAAGAUGCAAAGUUAAAAAACUCCAAGAUUGAAAGCUUUUUAUUUCGAUAAACAUUUAGUGCUCCAAUUGAAUUUCGGACGUUGCAGGUUCCAGAAGACGCAGUACCUGGCGUUGCCGGACCGAGCCUCGCUGGCCGCUGAGCUGGGAUUAACUCAGACGCAGGUUAGUUUCGCUGCAGUUGAUCCUGACACCUGGCUCCAUUUCACCCUUCCCGUUUGAUUCGCACCAUUAACUCGCCUCUAAGUUGACUUUGUCGUCCGCAAAAACCCAACGUCGAAGGACAUGGGAAACGCGUCCCGAUAUCUGUUGGUUUUUCCCGCAUAUCCAAGUUUCGCAACUCUUUUUCAUUUCAACAAAGCUCAGGAACCGUGAUAUAAGUUAAGAUAAUCCAGCACGAAGUUUUCAAAUUCUAGAUUUAAUUAGAGCCAAUGAUGGCGUCAUUAUGUUUUCCUCCUGCGAAGCUUUCGAAGAUCAGUUUAUUAUUUUUUUGUUGCGAGAACUAAUUUGGGUGACCGUCGCAUUUCUAUUUUUUCUUUCUCUGGGACUCAAACUUCUGAAGCUGUUUUCGCUAGAAUCCUGAAAUCAACUGAGACGUUCUCAACACAUUUCUUCUCUUUCAUCUCCAGCUGUUUUUUUUCUGAGUUUCAUCUGCAAACCGGAAGGAGUUUGGGGUUUUUCCGUGGCGCGCAGGUGCCAGAUCGUUAUCUCUUGGAUGACGCGCCGUCCAUCACGCAACGACAACAUGUGUUCCGCUAUCUUGAUCACCGUUGAUGCGCUCAUGCUCAUCAGCCUUUCCUCUCCGAGACUGGCAGCACCUGAAGGCUAUCUCUCGAGUUGGCAGCCAAGUAGAAUAGUCAACUCCGUGGGCUCCUUGACAGCUAGCUCCAUCUUCGAAAAAUUUCCCUUUCAGUUCAACUUCUGAGGUCUCAAAAAGUUCCAUCGUUUCAUUCUAAUCAUCUCGAUCUUUUGCAGAAGCUUAUACAAUAAUUAGAUGUGAACAGUAAGAUGAGAGCUUCAGAACUUCUGAGUCCAAACCUACACAUUUCAGUUUCUCUCUAGUAAUUUUUUUUCAAUAACUAAUUGAAUAACUCCUUUAAGUUUUGAUUUUUGUAUCCAAUAAUCUCCAACUUUUAUUCCGAAAAGACAACAUUGCAGUUUCUGCAGGUCUUUUCCGAUAUCGGAAGCGUUCAUAGAUAUUUAAUUUCUUACGACCAAAAAGAAGUAGAGUCAUCUUUAAUCCAUACUUGUGACCGAUCCUUAUCUCAGUGUUUACUGCAAAAACUUUUGGCUUGUCAAAACAACUAGCUCCGUAUGUUGAACCAAUUCGUCGGUUUGGCGAAUCUCAGACUCAAGGCCUAUCAUUUUCGCGUUUUUCGAAACCCGCAAUUUGAUGUGCCGCCGUCUUCUUUUCGCUUCCUGCCGCUACUACCGUACUCGGCCAGGAAAAAGAAGACGAGUUAUGAGAAAUAACAAUUCUUGUCUUCAAAUCGUCUUUUUUCACCUUUUAUCGACUUUUCUGGUAUUCGCAAUUUGGUUUUUUUCUCCUGUAAGACUAUUACUUGAGUUUCUAGACUGAUCAGUUUCAUGAAAAAGUUUCUCAAAUUAGUGUAUAUCCGUUGAAAAAGGGUUGAAUAUCUUCUAACUUCUCACCACUAAAAUUCUGAGAACUUUCCUGUUCGCUCAAUGAAACUUGAACGAAACUGCAACCAAGAAGCUGAGUUGCUCUUUGGUCGGUACUGAACUUGAGUCCUCAGAGUGAAGAUUUCGAGUAACAUGAGCAAUACGGUGCCAACGAGGUUCAAGUGGGUUAUACAAUCGACUAACCUCAAUAAGCCGGCCAUAAUGCGCAUUUACUGCCGCCGCGGCCUUCGCGUUUUUUUUCCGCAGGCUGACGCCGGCAUACAGUACCUACCUACCUGCAGCUGGGACUUGCUCCCACCUGCUCUCACCUGUUGCGUUAGGCGCCGCGUGCCGUCGCUAGGGACCCACCGUAACUCGACGCGGAGGAGAGUGACCUCCACCGAAGGCAUCCGUCGGACUAAUUAUCUGGCCUGUCCAUGGACACGGAUUGUGAAAGCGUGGAAAUGUCAUGGACCGGUGACAUUUUGGCUGAAGGGACACUUCCCUUUUGUCGACUCCGAGGUUCGACCAGUUUCUAGCAAUUAUUGACCAGAUGUACUCUCAGAUAGUCAUUCUUCGAGUGUCCUCUUGGAGAAUUCGGAAAAAGCCGGCAGUUCUGAAAAGUUUCAUUCUAUCCAGCCAUUCCUCGAAGAAGAAAAGGGUCGAGAAUAGUUAUCAAACAUUUUUAGCUCCCAAUUUACAGCCUAUAUCUGUUUGAGCCACUUGAAUCACUAAAAUCGGGAUGCGAUUUUUGAGAAAAACUUAGCAGAAAGAUUGUUUUCAGAUUUUAAUUUGAUGGAAUUCAAAAUGAGUAGCACCUCCUCUUUGGCAUGUGCCCUACAAAAUUUGCCUUUCUAUACAUUUCCUAUUUUCAGGUGAAGAUCUGGUUCCAAAACCGGCGGUCGAAGCAGAAGAAGCAGAAGAACGUGACAGACAGAACGUCCGACGAAGAAGGCGAGGCCGAAGACUCACCGCCGGGCUCUUCGCCUCUCUCAGAGUCGCAGCCGAUGUCCGUGCAGACGCCGCAGCAGCAGCUCACGCCACAACAGCCGAAUUCCAUACCACAGGACUGGACGGCGUCCGCGGCCUCCACUGCCACCGCUCAGCAGCUUCCGGCGUCGGUCACGCUACCGCCGAUGCCGUCGAUGACGUCAAUGCCUCCAGGACCGCUGGCGUCGUCUCUUUCGCCUUACGAAGGUCUCAAGUAUCCUGAUGAAGCCAAGAACUUCCUCUACGAUCAGCACAUGUCUUCUUACUACUCCUAUCCUCUUCACCAGCCUUACCCUUACUAG